Messenger RNA from Durusdinium trenchii, 1589 nucleotides. NCBI's taxonomy places the organism in Eukaryota, Dinophyceae, Suessiales, Symbiodiniaceae. The record is from the annotation of a GenBank genome assembly.
AUCUUGUCAAACACACGAUGAGUAUUAAAGAGACACUUGAGAAAGCCAUGCUUUGCUCAGGGAUGCUCACGGAGACUGGUGCGCCCUUCCACACUUCCGACCUAUUCGGUUUGGUAAUCGCAUUGAGCCUUGUAAUUUCCGGAUUCCUUUUCGCUGCUUUCCACUUAUCCGUUGAUGUGCUCAGAGCUUUCCAGUUGUUGCACAUGCGAUGAUUAUAUAAACUGACUUGGAUGACAGCUGCAACAUUGCUGCUCAAAGGCAGCAUUUGGUCCACUUCAUGAUGCUCUAAGGCAUUUCCCAACUGCAUCUCCUUCAUGCAUAAGGUUUGUUUGAUUCAAAUCAGCCAGAUGCAAAACCUGUACCACUUAAGAUGGCUUAGAUCAUCAAUGCUGGCGAGUCAGAUGCGCCAUCUCUCUACUUUGCCGGCACCAGCCCUGGCAGGUCUUCGAGUUUUGGAGCUUGCAAGUGUUUUGGUGGAGAACAGAAAGACAGGCGGUGAUGUCACACGCAGCUGGCGAUUGCGAGGGGAUGAUCCGAGCAAGCCAAGCUCCUAUUUUGCUUGCUGCAAUUUAGGAAAACGCUCCAUUGCCUUGGAUGCACAGACACCCAAAGGGCAAGACCUUUGCAGGCGAUUGGCUGCGACUUCCGAUGUUGUCUUGGCAUCCUACAAACCGGGUGAUGCAGAGAAACUGGGCAUGGAUGCCCAGCGACUUCGAGCAAAACAUCCGCAGCUGAUUUAUGCUCAGAUCACGGGAUAUGGUCUCAAGGAUCCUCGCGUGGGCUAUGAUGCAGUGGUGCAGGCGGAAUCGGGCUUUACUUUCAUGAAUGGAAGUCCUGGUGAGGCAGGUCGCCCAACAAAAAUGCCUGUAGCCCUGGUGGACUUGCUAGCAGCGCAUCAGCUCAAAGAGGCUGUUCUGCUGGCGCUUCUACAACGUGAACGGACUGGUGAAGGUGCGCACGUCCACGUCUCGCUUAUGGCGGCGGCAUUGUCAUCACUGGCCAACCAGGCGACUGGCUAUUUGAUUGCCGGGCAAGUGCCGCAGCGCAUGGGUUCUGAUCAUCCAUCCAUUUGCCCCUACGGCACAGACUUUCUCGAUCAGGAUGGUCUACCGAUUAUUUUGGCAGUGGGGUCGGAUGCGCAGUUUCGCAGCCUUUGCGAGGUCUUAAAGCGAAGCGAGCUUGCAGACUGUCCCCGCUUUGCCUCCAACGCAGAACGGGUGGCAAACCGCCAGGAGCUUCUGUCACUCUUGGCCUCAGCCAUUGCCGAGACCAAGCGGGACGAAUUGCUUCUGGAGCUGCGGCGGCGCAAGGUCCCUGCAGGUGCCAUAGCUGAUAUGGCCACUGUUUUUCAAUCAGACCAAGCACAGGCCAUGGUGCUUCCAGAUGGGAAUUCUUUGGGGCUACGUCAGGUAGCCUGGGAUGGUCAUCAACGAAAGAAGCUGAAAACCUUGCCAGGUUUUGGAGAGCACUCCAUCGAGAUUUUGACUGAGGACUUACUUUUGAGCAAGGACGAGGUGCAAGAGCUUGUGGAGAAUGGUGUUGUUGCGACGCAUGGAACAUCAUAAGAAAAUCGCUGCCUCAGUGCAAUC